Messenger RNA from Aspergillus clavatus NRRL 1, 2556 nucleotides. RefSeq names its product WD40 repeat and Utp12 domain-containing protein. Gene Ontology annotation, molecular function: protein binding. Gene Ontology annotation, cellular component: nucleolus. The coding region runs from base 1 to 2556 and encodes 851 amino acids. The transcript is spliced from 2 exons. Gene Ontology annotation, biological process: maturation of SSU-rRNA from tricistronic rRNA transcript (SSU-rRNA, 5.8S rRNA, LSU-rRNA). NCBI's taxonomy places the organism in Eukaryota, Fungi, Ascomycota, Eurotiomycetes, Eurotiales, Aspergillaceae. The record is from RefSeq and is a predicted model, not a curated record.
AUGGGUAAAAAGGCAUCUCGCCCGCCCGUUUCGAAAACUUCGUCCGCUGCGUCGCCCGCAGUGUCUAGCCAGACAUAUGCCGGGAAUAAAUCUUCGAUAUUGAAAGCGUCAUUUGCACCGUCCGAAUAUCAAUUGGCGCUUUUUGCGUCUGUCAUCCAAGGCCUCGAUGCUCAGCACCUCCGAAUCCAUGACAUAAACACCGGUCGGUUACAAUGCGAGCAUGUCCUUGGUCCCAAGGAGACAGUCACGUCUUUGGAUUGGGGUUUCUAUCUCGGAAAACAAAGGGACCGCGACCAGCAAUCGAAAAAGAAGAGGAAGCGCAACUCUGAUGUCAAUGGGACGGCUGAGGGUCUUGAGCAAGGAGACAUCGUCGUUGCUUUUGGUACGAGCGUUUCCGACAUUCGGAUGUACUCGCCUGCGGAAGAUAAGGUCGUCGCAACCCUGGAGGGCGGACACGACAAGGGCAUCAGGGACUUCAAGUUCACUGCGAACCGACCGGGUCAGGAGGGCUGGAGUAUUGGCAGUGACAACAAGCUGGUGCAAUGGGAUUUGUGCUCUGGAAAGGCCAUCAGAACUAUUCAUCUACCGAGCACCGGAUACAGCACCCUUUCUCGCCCCGUCUCUUCGAACCCGCCCGUGAUCUGUGCAUCUCAGGCGCCACACAUCAUCGACAUCGAGGAAGACGAGUCGACAGUAUCUUUCCCUGCUAUGCGCAACCAGAUACGGGAAAUUAUCACUUCUUCCACGGCAUCUAUUGACUCGGGGCUAUUUCUUGCCUCUGAUGGCGAUCGCUACAUCAAUGUUUUCGACGUGCAAGGCCGCAAGCUUGUGAUGAACCUCGUGACCGACACAGAAGUGUCGUCGUUGGCAUUGUGCACGAGCUUGGGACAGCAGGCAGGUGAAAUACCGGAACUGGAGAAGCAGGUCCUCGCUGCCGUGACCGAAGAUGGUACCAUCGAGCUGUUCCCGAGACCAUUUGUGCUGUCAAAGGAUCAAAGUGUGAAGGCCAGUCUCAAGGCUAAGGGACGACAACUGACUAGGCGGGCGGAGUCAUCCAUCAAGAUCACUCAAUCCGAGACUUCAGACACCUCCGCCGCUGUGGUCGCCGCAGCAUUUCAAGGAUCCGAUCUCAUCAUUGCUUGCGCUGAAGGAGGCAUUGUCCCAGUUUUUGAGCGGGUCACAUGUAUCAAUGCCGAUACUGAGGAGUUGGCUUUCACGGGACUAAGGAAGGUUGCUAAGACAAAAUCCAGCUCCGCUCUUGCGUCGGUAACCACAAACGGAGCUCGGACUGCCAGUGAAACUCAUGUGGAUGAGUCUCGGACAGUCGUUGAGCAAGGAGAUCUUGCCGAAACCGAUGUCGAGAUGCAAGAUACAAGAGAUGAUGCCGUACCGGCAGCUGAUACUGAGGGGGAGGAUUCGGAAGAUGAGGACGUGGCGAAGAAACCGACAGACAAGAAGGCCCUCCAGCAGCAGAAGUCCAAGAAGGAUGCUGAUAGCGAUGUUGACAUGCGGUCAGAUGGCGGAGAUGAGGAGGAUGAGGACGAGGACGAGACCGGAGAGCCAUCUUUUGGUGAGCUCCUACGCGCUCAUGCCUCCGAGGAGGUCGAUGUUGAAGCCGAGCUCGAAGACGACGUCCGCAUCGGAUCUCUGGUUCCUGGGAAACCCAAUGCGGCGGUUCAGCAGAUCACCUCGGGCGUCACAUUGUCGACUGUACUUUCCCAAUCCCUCAAGACGAACGACAACGCCAUGCUCGAAUCAUGCUUCCACACUGGUGACCUGACUAUCAUCCGCGAAACCAUCCAGCGUCUGGAUUCGUCGCUCGCCGCCACCCUGCUCCAGAAGCUGGCUGAACGUCUCUCCUCCCGCCCCGGUCGCUAUGGACACCUUCUCGUGUGGGUGCAGUGGACUUGCGUUGCUCAUGGUGGCGCACUCGCCGGCAAGCCAGAAUUACUGAAGCGGAUGUCUACGCUCUUCAAGGUCAUGGACCAGCGCUCUUCCAGCCUAUCCUCCUUGCUACUACUCAAGGGCAAACUUGAUAUGCUACAUGCGCAACUUGGCUUGAGACAGUCUCUCCGUGGCGGGGCGGAUGGUAUGGAUAGCGAGGAUGAGGAGAACAUCAUCUACGUUGAGGGUCAAGAAGAGUUCGAGGAUGAGGACAGCGAUGCCGAUACCGCGAAGCACGCGGUGACACCCCGAACCAAGUCGAUACGCGACCAGACUUAUGACGAGGACGAUUCCAUGAUCGACGGUGAGCAGUCCGGCCGCGAUGAGGACGAUGACGAGGAGGAUGAGGGCAGCGAGGAGGAGGAUAACGACGAGGAUGUGUUCGAUGUCGAGGCGGAGGAGUCCGUUGGCUCUUCUGAUGCCGAGGAAUCCCUGGAGGAGGACGGGGAUGAGGACGACGAGGAUGCCGAGAGCGUGGGCUCAAUGGCUGAUUUCAUCGCCGACACCGAAGAUGAAGCAUCGGAAGAUGGCGGGUUGUCUGCCCAGCCUCCUCCAUCCAAGAAAGCCAAGUUCAGUGGUGGAGGAAAAGGGAAGAAGGCGGGAAAGAGAUAG